Molecule: messenger RNA, 2211 nt
Organism: Wyeomyia smithii (pitcher-plant mosquito)
Lineage: Eukaryota; Metazoa; Arthropoda; Insecta; Diptera; Culicidae
Product: tRNA (guanine(10)-N2)-methyltransferase homolog
Exons: 4
Coding region: 100-1572 (490 amino acids)
Biological process (GO): methylation
Cellular component (GO): cytoplasm
Molecular function (GO): nucleic acid binding
Source: RefSeq, a predicted model, not a curated record
UUUGACGUUUGUGAAUGGAAAAAGAACAACUGUCACAUCAUAAGUUUGUAAACAUUGUAUCAGGGAAACGUGCGUUUUUUUUUGUUUUGUGAACUGAUUAUGUCCGCUCAAUGGAAAAAGUAUGUUUUGUGGUUUGCUCAGGAGCACGUCGACUUUCGGCAAGCCGAAAUCGCUUCGCUUCUUCGAUUAUGGAAUUUACCAAUGAGAACCGCUCAAGAUCACAAACCUGAAAAUCCAUUUUGGAUUGUAGAACUUCAAAACGAUGAGUCUGCCAAAAAGCUGGCUUCUCGGUCGAUGUCACUGCGGUGUAUUUUUGAGCUGUGGUCCCACUCGAAAUCGUUCAGUGCCUUCCACGAACAGUUAAGUGGAUUCAUUCAAACCAACAGAUCGGCAUUAGACUCGUUGUUCAGUAAGGAUCGCAGCUUUAAGGUGACUGUCGAAACGUACAAUAAACAUUUCAGCCAAGCGGAGAAAGUGGCUAAAAUGGAGACGAUGCAUUAUUUGCCAGCUGAAGGUCCUGUUAAAUUGAACGCACCGGAUGUUCACUAUUGGUAUCUGGAAUUCUGGGGUUUGGACCCGAUGGACGUUCCCGAGCAACCGUUGGAUAUUAUGUUCGGUAAAUGGGUGGCUGAUGGGAGUCGGGAUACCAUCAACGAGUUAUCGCUGAAGAAGCGUAAAUUUAUCGGGAAUACAUCGAUGGAUCCACAGUUGUCGCUGCUGAUGGCCAAUCAGGCUCUGGCAAAGCGAGGUGAUGUAGUUUUUGAUCCAUUUGUUGGAUCUGGUUCGCUGCUGGUGGCUGCAGCUAAGUUUGGUGCCUACGUUAUGGGUUCAGAUAUCGAUUACAUGACGGUACACGGUAAGUCCAAGCCAACCAGGGCGAAUCAAAAGGUGCGCGCGUGCGAUGAAAGUAUCUACGCCAACCUGACACAGUACGGUUGCGAGGGACAGUACCUAGAUGUUCUAAUUUCGGACUUCAGCAGGAGUAUUUGGAAUGAUUGCAUUCAGUUCGAUAGCAUAGUAACGGAUCCCCCGUAUGGAAUUCGAGAAGCUACGGAACGGGUCGAAUUUAAAACGCAACGACGGGCCACUUGUUUAAAUGAAGGAGUUGUGCACUAUCCGUCCACAUCGCCUUACCAGUUUGAUCAACUGUACCGUGAUCUACUUAACUUUUCCGCUCAGCAUCUUAAAAUGGGAGGACGUUUAGUUUGCUGGUUUCCACUUCUUAGAAAAGAUUUUUCGCCGGAAAUGGUGCCGCAGCAUAAAUGUUUACAGUUGAUAGCUAACUCAGAGCAGCCGCUGACGGUUUACAGUGCGCGUCGUUUGUUGACCUACGAGAAAGUAUCGGAUCGAUCGGAAGAUAUGCUUGCGUACGAGCUGUCACAGGUAAUGGUGGAUAGUUUCCGGCAGCGUUUGAUGAGCACGGUGUUACAAAACAGUGGCACACGAAAGGAACGUCGGUUAGCAUUACGAAAGGUGGGUGUCGAAGAAGCCAUCAAACGAGGAAAGAAGCUUGCCGCAGACGGAAAGUGGAAAUAUGAAUUACAACAGAAUGACAACACUUCGGAUAAGUGAAAACGAGUGUCCUAUUUCAUUAAAAGAAAUUCCGAUGUUUUUAUUUUCUAGUUUAAGUGGGAUUGUUGCGCUCUUAAAGGAAAGGAAUUGUGUGAUAAUAUUUGAACGGGUCUACUACGAAAGGCUGAAACUCAAAAGGCUGAAACAUGAAAGGCUGAAAUUCGAAAGGCUGAAUCACGAAAGGCUGAAAACUACAUAAGGCUGAAAACACGAAAGGCUGAAAACACGAAAGGCUGAAUCACGAAAAGCUGAAAAAUCAUAAGGCUGAAAUUCACAAAGUUCAUUUCUAAAAGAACACUCGCGGCCUACGGCCGACUCGAUUGUCCGAGAUGUAUGCUGUCCUUACUCGCUAUCGCUCGUUCGGACUAAACUAGGGGAUCACCCCUACGAGUCAGUAGACCUAGGAAAACGAACGAACCUAUACAGAGGUGAUUUCUGCGGGGGGGCUGCCCCCCCGCAGUGGCCGGCGCUUCCGACGGCGGGUCGCCGGCGCACACUCGCGGCCUUCGGCCGUCUCGCCCUGAAUUAUCUAGGAAACGUGUACAAGAGUCAAGUGUGUAUAGAUUCAAAUGUUGCCGAAAAUUAUUUUCCAUUGCACAAACCAAUUAAUACUCAAACAUUAAACUCUUUCACCUUAUA